Macrosiphum euphorbiae (potato aphid) is the source of this 1218-nucleotide messenger RNA. Lineage: Eukaryota; Metazoa; Arthropoda; Insecta; Hemiptera; Aphididae. The record is from the annotation of a GenBank genome assembly.
AUGGUCCAUUUAAGGAGAAGUAUUGGAUUGGCAGGAACAAGUACUGGAAGAACAUCAAAUUCAAUAAGAAAUGUUUAUAACAAUGAAAUAAUUACAAAUCCAGAUGGUGCAAGGAAUUAUACAUUUCUCCAAUCCCAAGCAUGUGUACAAAGAAUGCGUCAUUGUCGACGUCCACCAAACCCAGACACAAUUGAAGAGUUGGCAGGUAUUCUGAAUGAACAAAAUAUCGCAUAUGCAUCAACCUUGCAGCAUCCACCUUCAAGGUUUUUUCAACAACUAUUUGAAGCUGAGGGAGAAACUGUUGAAUUAGUAUUUUUUAAUUUAGAUGCCAUCGAAAAAUAUAGAAAUGAGCUUUUAUCUUUUACUAAUGGUUGCCUACUGACCUUUCAUGUACUUUUUCAUAAUGUUUCUUUUCCAAUGGUAUAUGCUCUCACAUCAAAAAUGACGCAAGCCACAUAUGAAUCGUUCUUCCAUAUUGUUUUGAGAAUUUUGCCAUUGAAUUAUGCUCAACUGACUAUAGUUACAGACUAUGAAAGAGGCUUGAUGAAUGCUAUGAGAAGCAUUUUUAACGAAAGCAAUCUGCAGGGUUGUUGGUUUCACUUCUGCCAAGCUGUUAUUCGAUACUGCCGGAGAACCUUAAAUAGUGUUUUUCACUUAUUUCAAAAUAGUCCAGAAGCCAAUCGAGUAUUAAGAAUGGUAUUGGCAUUGCUUCAUCUCCCAGCAGAAGUACACCCUGAGUGUCAAUUUACUGUGGCAGAAGGGUUUAAUACCAUAAUUGAGUAUGCAAAUGGUAUUGAAGAAAUAUCAGAAAGACUACAAGGUUUUUUAAUUGGGUAUAUUCAACAGUUUUGGUUUAAUCAAAUAGGCGCCACAUGUAUAAGUGUUUUUGGGUCAGAUAUCCGUACAAAUAAUUAUCUAGAAUCUUUCCAUUCAACAUUGCUGUCACAACUUGGAAGGCACCCCAAUAUCUGGGAUUAUAUGCCAAGAUUGUUGUCUAUUGAAAACCAAUAUUAUAUAGAAAUGGACCAAGCUAGGAGAAAUUUAACCAUAAAAAACAAUACGACAAGAGUCCGACGAGCUGAAACAUCUUCUAAAAUAAAACACUAUAUUCAGUUAUUAAAUGAAGAACAAGAUAUGUUGAUGUUUCUAAGAAGAGCAGGUCAUACUAUGGACGGAUAUAAUGAAAGACAGCUUGGUCCUCGACCAUUGGAACUAUAG